GUAGCCGAGAUAAAGGAAUCCGGAUCAGCUUUGCGCCUAUCAAGGUCCAAGUCAAGAUGUCGGUCAGUAACCACGAAAACAGAAAGUCUCGCUCUAGCUCCGGCUCCAUGAAUAUCCAACUCUUCCACAAGACGUCCCACGCCGACAGCCUGUUGACUCAGCUCAACCUGCUACGCAAACGAAAGGUCUUCACAGAUGUUGUCCUGAAGGCCGGAAACAGAUCCUUCCCCUGCCACCGGGCUGUCCUGGCCUCCUGUAGCCGAUACUUUGAGGCCAUGUUCAGUGGCGGCCUCAGGGAGAGUCGUGACGCCGACGUCAACUUCCAUGACUCUCUCCACCCAGAGGUGCUGGAGCUCUUGCUCGACUACGCCUACUCGGCCCGAGUCAUCAUCAAUGAGGAAAAUGCAGAGUCGCUCCUUGAAGCCGGCGACAUGCUUCAGUUUCACGACAUCAGGGACGCAGCGGCAGAGUUUCUAGAAAAGAACCUCCACCAGUCGAACUGUCUGGGGAUGAUGCUGCUGUCAGACGCCCACCAGUGCCAGAGACUGUAUGAGCUGUCGUGGAGGAUGUGCCUGGCAGACUUUGCUACUCUCUUCAAGACAGAGGACUUCCUCAGCCUGCCCAGAGACAAAGUAAAGGAGCUGAUCCUCAGUGAGGAACUUGAGGUGGAGGAUGAGAGCCUGGUGUACGAGGCUGUUAUUGACUGGGUCAAGGCCGACAUGGAGCGCAGGCACAGCGAGCUGCCCGAGCUGCUGCGUUGUGUCCGCCUGGCACUACUCCCUGAAACGUACCUGCUGAAGAACGUCGCUUCAGAGGAGCUGGUGAUGUGCCAUAAGGUGGGUCGGGAGAUUGUUGAAGAUGCCGUACGGUGCAAAAUGAGGAUCCUCCAGAAUGACGGUAUUGUAACGGGGUUCUGUGCCCGGCCAAGAAAGGUUAGCCAGGCCCUACUGCUGCUGGGAGGACAGACUUUCAUGUGUGAUAAAGUCUAUAUGAUCGACAACAAGACUAAGGAGAUCACCCCCAAAACAGACAUCCCCAGCCCCAGGAAAGAAUGCAGCGCCUGUGCUAUUGGUUGCAAGGUUUAUGUUACUGGAGGCCGUGGCUCUGAAAAUGGGGCCUCCAAAGACGUCUGGGUCUACGACACAUUACACGACGAGUGGUCCAAAGCUGCGCCUAUGUUGGUAGCCAGAUUCGGACAUGGGUCUGCAGAGCUCGACCACAUGCUCUUUGUGGUGGGAGGACACACUUCCCUCGCAGGAUCCUUCCCUGCAUCUCCAUCUGUGUCUCUCAAACAGGUGGAACAGUACGACCCUCAGACCAAUAAAUGGACCCUGGUGGCUCCGCUCAGAGAAGGAGUGAGCAACGCUGCUGUCGUCGGUGCCAAAAACAAACUCUUUGCUUUUGGGGGCACCAGUGUAAACAGAGACAAAUACCCCAAAGUGCAGUGCUUUGACCCUUGCCAGAACCGGUGGUCUGUGCCGGCCGCCUGUCCACAGCUGUGGCGCUACACUGCAGCGGCUGUGGUUGGUAACCAUGUUGUGGUGAUCGGAGGCGACACCGAAUUCUCCGCCAGCUCUGCUUACCGGUUCAACAGCGAGACGUACCAGUGGUCAAAGUUUGGCGACGUGACAGCCAAACGGAUCAGCUGCCAUGCAGUGGCGUCGGGAAACAGACUAUAUGUGGUUGGGGGGUACUUUGGGGCUCAGAGGUGUAAGACACUAGACUGUUACGAUCCAUCGUCGGACUCUUGGGACAGUGUGACCAGUGUGCCCUACUCACUCAUUCCCACUGCCUUCGUCAGCACAUGGAAGUACCUCUCAGCAUAGAGAGAGACGCACUGACUGAGGUUUCAAUGAUCAGCUGUGGUGUCUGGUAUGCAGGCAUGUGUCCCCCCCUUCACUGGCCUACACAGAUGAGGAGGAGGAGAAAAAGAAAGAGUUUGUGUGUUCCUGCUGUGGCUCCAUCCAGCCUGAUUAGCAGUAUCUUCAGCUGCAGAGAAGUGAAGGCCUGUGUCCUGGAAACAGCCCAGAGACUUCCCACCUGAUCUGUUUACUCAUACUUCUUGUGUAACUUUCCCAUGUAGCCACUAGCCUGAGCUGGACUCGUUGCCAUGUAUACUGCAGGGACCUAACAAUCAUCUCUAUAUUAAAUGCGAAGUACAGCCAGGAAACAGACCAAUAGCAUAGAUGUGUGCUCUGGGCAUCUUCAGACGUUUCUCUUUCCACCUCCUGGGGCGAAUCUGCUACUGUGACUGUAUCGGCCCUGCACUGCUCAACUGACUCGCUCCAUCGUCAAACGUGUAUCGUUGAUCAUCAACCAGUAGAUUAGCAGUUUAACAGACUCUGUAAGGACUUAUUAGUGUCUCUCUCGCUGACUUGUUGUUUUACAGUGAACUGAAAAAGAAAGUCGGCUGUCCUUUUGUUGUGGUUUCUCUCCCCUCCUGACACUGGCCGUUUACUCAGGUGUAAUUUAUUUAGACUGCUGAUAGACUGAAUUAGACCUUUGCUAUGCCAUGCGUAUGAGGAAGGAGAGAAGACAUUUGGGGAAGUGUAUGAUUUUGUGCACAGAAACAAUCUUCCUGUCUGUAUUUUUAGACUUUGGACUUGGGCUUCCCUCAAUUUUGGUGAGCUAAAUUUGUAUCUUCCUCCUCCACUUAAAAUACACGAUCGCAAGAGAGAAUGUGGCCCAUUACGGCUGAAGAAGAUACUUUUCUCUUUCAAGAUGUUAUUUCAAACUAUAAUUUUGUCAUUUCUUUCCCUAUUUUUGAUUUGUCUCAGGGUUAUGUAUAGUUUUACCUGUAUUUGUUCAAGGAAGGGUAACAUCUUUGUUUUCUGUCUUUGUUCUGAAAAUUGAAUGUAUUAUUUUGUGAUAAACAAUGUUACAGAACUCUCUCAUUUUAGAAAACAUUCUUACAUUGUUUUGCCGAGUGAAAAUGUAUGAUUACGCUUAAUAGCAGUGGUCAUAUUUAAAACAGAAAUAUUGCCAAAACCUGAAUAGCUAACCUUAGUGCUAUUCUGGAUUUAAAUAAAAACAAAAGCUGAGUGUGUCCAAACAAAUACUUUUGUAGCUAUAUUAUUUUUUCAUUUCAUAUUUCAGGAUCUUUAAUGGAAGUCUUUUGUCUGUAGAGUUUGUAUAUUUGCUUUGUAAUACAUUUGUAGAAGCCUUUUGAUUUGCACAAUUUGUACAAAAAUCUCUUAAUGGUCUUAAUUUUGUAUCUUUGUCUUAACCCAACUUGGGUAGUGUGAAUAAUCAAAGCCUUUUUGUAGCAAAUUAUCAAGUUGUUUCUCUUCAUUUGCUCUGUGUUGCAGUUUUCCCAAAAUGUCAAAGUAUAUAUCAAAUACACUGAUAUAUUAAGCUAUUACUGAUACACCAUCUUUUACUUCAUGUUCCCAUAACUCGUCAAUAAAUAUCUUGCUGAAAACGUA
This is a messenger RNA of Siniperca chuatsi (mandarin fish), 3425 nucleotides long. It is a transcript of the gene enc3, whose product is annotated as ectodermal-neural cortex 3. Gene Ontology annotation, molecular function: protein binding. The record is from RefSeq and is a predicted model, not a curated record. Bases 57 to 1826 code for a protein of 589 amino acids. The transcript is spliced from 4 exons. NCBI's taxonomy places the organism in Eukaryota, Metazoa, Chordata, Actinopteri, Centrarchiformes, Sinipercidae.